Messenger RNA from Chiroxiphia lanceolata (lance-tailed manakin), 1635 nucleotides. It is a transcript of the gene PINX1, whose product is annotated as PIN2 (TERF1) interacting telomerase inhibitor 1. The record is from RefSeq and is a predicted model, not a curated record. Gene Ontology annotation, biological process: regulation of ribosome biogenesis. Gene Ontology annotation, molecular function: nucleic acid binding; telomerase inhibitor activity. NCBI's taxonomy places the organism in Eukaryota, Metazoa, Chordata, Aves, Passeriformes, Pipridae. Gene Ontology annotation, cellular component: nucleolus.
CCCUGUGGAGGGAGGAAGGCCCCCAAGAUGGCGAUGCUGGCGGAGCCCCGGAGAAAGCAGAAGUGGUCUGUGGAUCCACGAAACAGCGCUUGGAGUAAAGAUGACUCUAAAUUCGGCCAGAAGAUGCUGGAAAAGAUGGGCUGGUCCAAAGGAAAGGGUCUUGGGGCUCAGGAACAAGGAAAUCCAGAACAUCAGGUGAAGGUGAAAAACAACACGCUGGGAUUAGGAGCAAACAUCAACAAUGAGGACAACUGGAUUGCUCAUCAGGAUGACUUCAACCAGCUCCUGGCUGAACUGAAUUGCCAUGGACAGGGUGAAACAGAACCCUCAGUGAAAAAUCAGAAAAAGACAUGCCUUGAAGAAAAAUCCAAAUCUUCCAAGAAACGUGUCCAUUAUAUGAAGUUUGCCAAAGGUAAGGACCUCUCAUCCUGCAGUGAACAUGAUCUGUCCUGCAUAUUUGGGAGGAGACAGAAGAGUGGGAAGACACAGGAGGAUAAUACUGAUCCUGAGUCUCAGGAAGACAGGGAGAGGAAGGACUGGCUCUCUGACCCUGCAGAUGGUUCCAAUACAGUGAAGAGUGUUCUCACUGUGCAGGAAUAUUUUGCCAAGCGCAUGGCAAAGCUGAAAGGAUCCCAGAAGGAACCAGAAACAAAGGUGGAUAAUUCCAGCCCAACAGCUGAUGAAGCUCUGGAUCCUGUGGAAGAACUGGAAACCAAAGUGAAGAAGAAAAAGAAGAAGCAGAAGAGAGAUGAGGAGGCAGAAAGGACAGAGCAUUGUGAGAAACAGCCUGAGACUGGUGGUUUGGAUGGGGAGGAACUGGAUACUGUGACAUUAAAUGAAUGUCACAGAGGGAAAAAGAAGAGAAAACAUAAAGAGCAGCACGAAGGGGAAAAUGCCAGUUGUGAUGAAAAUAUGGGCCAUGGAGAAAUUUAUGUGGGAAUAGCUGAUGAGGAGGAUCUCGGUGUAAGGGACCAGGAGGAAAAGCAGAAGAAACGCCAUAAGAAAAAACACAAAAGGCAAAAGGAGGAGGUGGAGGAGUGUGUGGAAGCAGCCCCCAGGAAGAAAAAGAAGCACUGCAAGCACAUUUAACCGUUUCAGUCAUGGUGGGGCUCUGAGGUGAAUUAGAGGAGGACUCUGUGUAAGCUCAGCAGCAAACACGUCGUGUCCCAGGAUAGAACAUGGUGCUCCACCUCCAGCUGGGACCACAGCCUGGGUUCAAGUAUCUCUUCCAAAUGAGAAUGUGGUGAUGGGCCAACAUGAGCUUCAGUGCCAUGUUAAAAAGGGAUCCAGCACAUGGUUCAGACUGUGAAAGGCAGGGAACUACUUUCUGCUGCUUCACACUGACUGUGUUUUUCCCAAUCCAGGAAAAAAUAACAAAAAAAGUCACCAAACUACUGCCUUUUUUAUUAAAGUUGUUUUCACUUGUGAAAGCCCAGAUCUGCUUCUGGAAACAGGAGGGGGUUUGCAAAGCUGUGUGUGCUUUUUCACUGAUUUUUGCAAAGUGGUGUCUAAUUUUUUCAUUGAUCUCCUUUUACGACUAAAAUGAAUGUUGUUUCUUCCCAAAAUACUUACCCUGAUUAAAGGUUUACAGCUGAGUACUAGAGGAUGAAAUAAAAAUACCUCCCUGUGUUUUCA